Molecule: messenger RNA, 843 nt
Organism: Protopterus annectens (West African lungfish)
Lineage: Eukaryota; Metazoa; Chordata; Ceratodontiformes; Protopteridae
Gene: APOM
Product: apolipoprotein M
Exons: 7
Coding region: 85-678 (197 amino acids)
Biological process (GO): high-density lipoprotein particle assembly; high-density lipoprotein particle remodeling; cholesterol efflux
Cellular component (GO): low-density lipoprotein particle; very-low-density lipoprotein particle; high-density lipoprotein particle
Molecular function (GO): phospholipid binding; lipid carrier activity
Source: RefSeq, a predicted model, not a curated record
UUGUUCUUCAUUUGUGGUCAGAAGCGUUUCAGCUGACAGAAGGGUUUAGUGUACUGUAGAAGUCUACAUUAACAAUAAAAAAACAUGCUCCAGAAAGUCUGGUCCUGUAUUCUUUACCUGUAUAGUCUUGUGAACUUCUGGCAAUGUGAACCUGCACAGAAAUUAGCUGUUGGUCAUGUCAAUAUGCAGCAGUACUACGGUAACUGGAACUUUAUUGCUGCAGCAGCUGGUAACAAGUCUGCACUGGAGUCAUUUAUGCUCAUGGAUAAUACAUUGUAUCACCUUGGACAAGACAACGUACCUGAAAAGAUGCUAUUACUUGCAGGCAUUCGGCUUGUAACCGAUGUCUGCAUUACCAAAAAUUGGACUUAUCACUUUAACAAUGAGAUGGAGGAAUUAGUAUUAGAAGAUCGUCCACAACUCAAGACAGAAGUGUUUUUAGCCAAGUGCUCUGACUGCAUUAUCCUGCAAGAGACUAAUUUUGGGGAAACCAUGUAUUUUAAGAGAAGCAUGCUUUAUGCACGGACACAAUCCUUGGGUCAAGAAUAUGUUGACGACUUCAGGGAAAAAGCCAAGUGUAUGGGAAUGAAGGAGUUCUUUGUUCUGCCUUGGAAGAAAGAGUACUGUGACAUUCAGAGUGCACAGCAAAGGUACAAACAACUCUCCAGAGGAACAUGAUCUGAUCAUAGAGAAAAAAGUAUCUUUUGUUUGAGACCUGCUGCACCCUCGAACUGAGAACAGCCAGCUCCUUGAAUGGCCUUGUGUUAUUUGAUUAGUUCUUCAUCAGUUGUCUGGAAUGUAGCAGUCUUGAGUACAAUAAAAUUGUUACACCCCCUGCUGAAA